AUGAAUGGUGAUAUUGAGCUUGCUACAGUAUUUGGCGACUCAGGGUCUGUGAUGAAGGGGAAGUUUGCCGGAAAUAGAGUUUACCGGAAUCUUGGCCUAAGCUCGGAUAAAUCUUUUUUUUUUUUGAUUAAAAAUUCACAGAGCCUUCCAUAUUCAAACUAUCACGAGAAUUUCCAACCACAUCACAGCCUUGAAAAUUACAAGUUAAUACGGAGUAGUCAAUCCAGCGUUGACCGUUGUCGUUAUACCUUGUAA
This is a messenger RNA of Sclerotinia sclerotiorum 1980 UF-70, 255 nucleotides long. RefSeq lists its product with no specific name. Lineage: Eukaryota; Fungi; Ascomycota; Leotiomycetes; Helotiales; Sclerotiniaceae. The record is from RefSeq and is a predicted model, not a curated record. The transcript is spliced from 3 exons. Bases 1 to 255 code for a protein of 84 amino acids.